Molecule: messenger RNA, 1036 nt
Organism: Ananas comosus (pineapple)
Lineage: Eukaryota; Viridiplantae; Streptophyta; Magnoliopsida; Poales; Bromeliaceae
Product: dihydroneopterin aldolase 2-like
Exons: 3
Coding region: 472-879 (135 amino acids)
Biological process (GO): folic acid-containing compound metabolic process
Cellular component (GO): cytoplasm
Molecular function (GO): dihydroneopterin aldolase activity
Source: RefSeq, a predicted model, not a curated record
CACCCGAAUAAAGAAAAAAAAAAAAAAACUUUCUCUCAAAAUUUUUUUGCCCUAGCGUUCUUUCCCCUCGGCCCCGCCUGCGCCACCAUCCCUUCCCCUUCCGGCCGCUCGCCGAUCGCCAUCAGAAACCCUCGCAGGGCCACACGCCUCCCGAGUCUCGACAUGGAAGAUUGGGUUCUUUAGAACCAUCCUGUAAAGAACCAUCCUCGCCCCGCGAGGCCGAGCAUUGGAAAUUCGGAACCACUCCGGCCGCGCACCACUCGCCAGUCGCCAUCGGAAUCCUCCGCGAGGUCGAGCAUCGGCAGUUCGAAACCACCCCGGCCGCGCACCGCUCGGCCGAGCGCUGCUCACCAUCGGAAGUUUGGAACCACCCCGGCCGCGCGCCGCUCGCCAUCGGAACCCCCCACGUGGCCGCGCACGCAAUCUGGUUUCGAGUUCCGCCGCCGCACGCCCACUUCAUCUGGCGUACUUAUGGCCGAUCGCAAAUUUGUUGAUGAAGACAAGCUGAUAUUAAGAGGAUUGCAGUUCCACGGAUUUCAUGGAGUGAAGCCAGAGGAAAAAAAGCUUGGUCAGAAGUUUGUCGUGGAUGUCGAUGCCUGGUUAGACUUGAGCACUGCUGGUAAAACUGAUGAUCUAUCUGAUACUGUUAGCUACACUGACAUUUAUAGGAUAGUUAGAGAAGUAGUGGAGGGUCCAUCGCAGAAUCUUCUGGAAUCUGUGGCUCAUCUUAUUGUGAAUACCACUCUCCUCAAAUUCCCUCAGAUCUCUGCUGUUCGUGUGAAGGUCGGAAAACCGCAUGUUGCUGUCCAUGGUGUUAUCGAUCACUUAGGUGUUGAGAUACUUCGAUACAAAAAACACGAGAAAAUCGAGUCAACGUGAGAUUUUAUAUUGAGCAUGGUAUUGUACUAAAGUAAACCGAAGUUAAUUUUAUGCAUCUUGUUUUGCAAUGUUUGUUGUCGAGAGGAAGUCGUUAUUCCCUUUGUUAAUUUUUGGUGAUAAAUCUGCUAAUAUCUAAUUGCUAUGUUUCUGCUGCUCC